AUGAAAACCAUCGCUUUCGCAUUCGUCGCGUUGCUGGUCGGUGUUAACGCCGUACCUUAUCAAGUUGCAAAAGCUGAUGUAAGGAACGAAAAAAUUAUCGAUGGAAUUAUUAUUGGCAUCAUUGAAAGUAUCGCUCAGCAAAUCCAGGACUUAGGACUCGACCCACUGGUAAUUGACAGAUUUGAAGGAGAAUACAUUUUCCCCGUAGAUGGAAUCUUCAGUGGCAUCGUUUCUAUUGAGAACUUCGAGUUGUCUGGCCUUAGCAACAUUGUCAUUAAUGAAGUCAGCUUACAAGGCAACACGUUGAGCUUCUACUUGGCACUUCCCAGUAUUGAUGCUUUUGUUGGUGAUGUCUCUGUUGAAGUCCAAAUCCUCAACCGUAGACUCUUUGGGCACGGUGGCGGCAGGUUAAGUAUUAAAGGCCUUCGCUUUGCUGGCCAGGUCACCCUUGGUACUGAAAAACUAAUCGACAAUUUGAACCUUGCAUUUAGCCUCGGAGGCAUUGAGUCUAACCUCAACGUUAACAUCUUGGGUUACGACAUCUCCAGCCGAUUGAAUGAAUAUCUUGGUAACACACUGCCUUCCCAACUCAACAAAUAUGAGGAACAACUUAACCGUGUUCUCGCAAACAUUAUCCUGAAAGUCUUGGAUCGUCUUUUGGAUUAA
Messenger RNA from Parnassius apollo (apollo), 666 nucleotides. NCBI's taxonomy places the organism in Eukaryota, Metazoa, Arthropoda, Insecta, Lepidoptera, Papilionidae. The record is from the annotation of a GenBank genome assembly.